AUGGAGAAGUUCGUCUUUUUAGCACUUCUUGAUGUUCUGUUAGCUUCCCUAUUGAUGUUUCAGCCCAUCAUUUCUUCCAGCAACUUCACUGAUCAAGAUGCUCUCCUCCACUUCAAAUCGGCGAUCGAAGUCGACCCGACAAACACCAUCAAAGGCAGCAAUUGGACCAUGGAAGCAGAUUUCUGUGAAUGGAUCGGUGUCGUUUGCAGCAACCGCAGGCAGAGAGUCACAGCUUUAGACUUCUCCUACAUGGGUCUCCGGGGAAGACUCUCUCCCUACCUCGGCAACCUUUCUUUCUUGGCUUCUCUUGAUGUCCGCAACAACAGUUUCUAUGGCACGAUUCUUACAGAAAUCGGUUGUUUGCGCCGCCUGAAAAAACUCAUACUCCAAUCGAACCAGUUUGAAGGAAAUAUUCCUCCUAACUUAGCAUUGUGCCAAAAUCUCGAAGUGAUGUCACUCGCAAUGAACAGGUUAACUGGUGGCAUACCAAGAAAAUUCGGCGCCUUCCCUAAGUUGCGACAACUGUUUCUUAGCUUCAAUGACUUACGGGGUCAAUUUCCGAGCUUCCUGGGCAACAUAUCCACAUUGCAGGUCAUUGGUUUGAACACAGCCAGUCUCACAGGUUCCAUUCCUCCAACAUUUUUCAACCGAUCGCUUACGAUGGUCGACUUGAAUCAUAAUGAUCUCUCAGGGAGUCUUCCUUCCGAUCUUUGCUCCCGCUGGCCUAACAUUCAGUGGCUUUCACUGUCUGAAAACAAAUUCAGCGGCCAGCUACCGGAGACGCUAACCCAAUGCAAAGAGCUUCUCAUGUUGUCGUUGUCAUACAAUCGUUUUCAGGGAAGCAUUCCUCGAGACAUGGACAGCUUGCAAAAGCUGCAGGAGCUCUAUCUUGGUGUUAACAACUUGACCGGCACGAUUCCUCGAAACAUUGGUAACAUGUCGAGCUUGCACAUGCUGGACUUAGGAUUUAACUACAUUGGAGGGGACAUUCCGAGUGAGAUUAGCAAGUUGGUCAAUUUGAACUUUAUGAGCCUUCAAAGAAAUUUGCUAACAGGUGAAGUACCUCGAGAGGUUUUUAAUAUUUCUUCGCUCCAAGUGCUUGCUUUGACGGACAAUUCCUUCUCUGGAAGCCUUCCCUCAGGUAGUGAUCUGAGCCUUCCGAAUUUGGAAAAACUCUAUCUAGCAAAAAAUGGCUUUGGCGGCAACAUCCCACAAUAUUUCUCGAAUUUUUCGAACCUAAUUUUUUUAGAGGUCUCGUACAAUCAACUCAGCGGACCAAUACCCACGAGUUCGGGCAACUUGAAGAACCUCAGAUAUUUUGGGGUUCGGUCAAACCAGCUAACGGGAGAGACUUAUGGUGCGGAGCUCGAUUUUCUCUCUGCUUUAUCUAAUUGCCAAUCGCUGCAAACCUUGUUUACUGGAGAAAACCCUCUUGGCGGCUCCAUACCAGCAUCUAUCAAAAACUUCUCCAGUUCCCUACAAAUUCUAUCCGCUCCCAAUUGUCAAAUAAGAGGUCACCUUCCCAAGGAAAUUGGUUUCUUGAAGAGCUUGACUUUCCUAAGGUUGAUCGAUAACGAUCUAGUCGGCAACAUCCCAUCAUCAAUCGGAGGACUAGAAAGCUUGCAAAGGCUGUAUCUUGAUAACAACCAUCUCGAAGGACCAAUCCCCGAUGAGAUAUGCAACAUGACAAGUUUAGGAGAGUUGCUGCUCCGGCAAAAUAGGAUAUCGGGAUCGAUCCCGAAUUGCAUUGGAAACCUGAACAGCCUUCAAAAGUUUCUCGUAAGUUCGAAUAACAUGACAUCGGCUAUACCGGUUAGUCUGUGGAGCCUUCAACAACUCAUCUUCCUCAAUCUAUCACUCAAUUCUUUUAAUGGAGGAUUACCGUUUGACAUGGGGAAAAUGAGAGCUAUAGUGAGCAUCGAUCUUUCUUGGAACCAACUUAUUGGCGCUAUACCGAGUUCCAUCCAGGAGUUGCAGAGCCUUUCUUCUCUCAACUUGUCAAGGAACUCGUUUCAAGGAUCGAUACCGCAAUCGAUCGGCAAACUCAAAGGGUUGGAUGUCCUCGAUCUCUCCUACAAUGAGUUAUCAGGUGCGAUACCCGAGUCCAUGAAACGACUUCCAUUUCUACGAAGUCUGAACUUGUCCUUUAAUAAGCUAUCAGGAGAGAUUCCUAAUGGUGGGCCCUUUAGAAAUUUUUCGGCUCUCUCAUUCAUUGGGAAUGAAGCACUAUGUGGAAAUGCAACUUUUCAAGUCCCACCUUGCAAACUAAAAGGAAAUAAAUCAAUGGACAAGCGGCUCCGGUUACUAUUCAUUAUGUUGCCAUUUGUAUCAGCUGUACUUUUAGUCCUUGUCGUUUUCUUGCUUAGAAAGCGUGGGAACUCCGGCGAAAAAGCUACAGUUUCGGUGGACAACCAGCCUAGAAUUGAUCACCCCAUGAUAUCAUAUCAAGAGCUUUGCUGGGCUACCAACAACUUCAGCGAAAGCAAUUUGCUCGGAUUAGGAAGCUUUAGCUCUGUAUACAAAGGGACUCUGGUCACUGGGACAGACAUCGCUGUCAAAGUACUGAAUCUCCAUAUCGAAGGCGCCUUGAAAAGUUUUGAUGCAGAAUGCGAGGUUUUCCGCAUGAUUAGGCAUCGGAAUCUCGUCAAGGUGAUCAGUACCUGCACAAAUGCCGAUCUGAGAGAUUUGGUGCUACAAUACGUGCCCCACGAGAGCUUGGAGAAGUGGAUUUACUCCGACAACUAUAACUUGGGUCUCCAUCAACGAGUGAAGAUAAUGGUCGACGUUGCAACAGCGAUUGAAUAUCUCCACCAUGGCCAACCGGAACCCAUUGUGCACUGCGAUCUAAAGCCUAGCAAUGUUCUUCUAAACAAGGACCUGGUCACACAAGUUUGCGACUUCGGAAUUGCGAAGAUUUUGGCUGAGAACAAGCUUGAAACACAAACCCGAACUCUUGGCACGAUUGGUUACAUUGCUCCAGAGUACGGUUCGGAAGGAAAAGUCUCGACAAAAGGAGAUGUCUAUAGCUUCGGCAUAUUGUUGUUGGAAGUGAUUACUAGGAAGAAGCCAACCGAUGAAAUGUUCGAUGCGGAUAUGAGCUUGAGGCAAUGGGUAGGUGCAGUGAUUCCGGACCGAGUGCUUGACAUUGUGGAUAGCGGAAUCCUUAGCACGAAGGAAGAAGAUUUGAUGCUCCCGGAGCUCGAGAGCAUAGUUUCAUUGAUCCUCGAGUUAGGACUAGAAUGUUCAGAGGGCUUGCCUGAGGAAAGAAUGGACAUGAAAACUGUCAUGGUUAAGCUCAACAAGAUCAAGUUGUCACUUCCUUGACAAAAAAAUAAGGCGGAGAGCAGUAUCUAAAAUUUGGGCAUAGUAUCAUCUGAGUUUGUACACGGUUAUUUCGUUUCGAUGGCAUCAUGUAUAGCCAUCUGCAAUAAAAUUCCUUAUCCUCUUUUGUGCUUUCUGAGUUAGAGGAACACAUAGUAUCAUCUGAGUUUGUACACGGUUUUUUCGUUUCGAUGGCAUCGUGUAUAGCCAUCUGCAAUAAAAUUCC
Molecule: messenger RNA, 3547 nt
Organism: Syzygium oleosum
Lineage: Eukaryota; Viridiplantae; Streptophyta; Magnoliopsida; Myrtales; Myrtaceae
Product: receptor kinase-like protein Xa21
Exons: 2
Coding region: 1-3324 (1107 amino acids)
Biological process (GO): protein phosphorylation
Molecular function (GO): protein binding; ATP binding; protein kinase activity
Source: RefSeq, a predicted model, not a curated record